GGAAGUGUGCCGUAGGCGGGCUGAGGAAGAUGGCGGCGGCGAAGAAGAGCGUCCUGUCGUCGUUGGCGGUUUACGCGGAGGAUUCCGAGCCCGAAUCCGACAGUGAGGCCGGCGCGGCGGGGAGCGAUGGAGGGACGGCAGCGGAAGAAAAAGGAGGUCUGGUGUCAGAAGCAUAUGGUGAAGAUGAUUUCACCCGGUUGGAAGGAGAUGAGGAUGGGUAUGAGGAAGAGGAUGAUGAAAACAGCAGACAUUCAGAAGAUGACGAUUCAGAGACUGAAAAACCUGAGGCUGGUGACCUGAAGGAGUUCUCAGAACUGGAGAAGAGAGAUCCCCAGGAGCUAGUUGCCUCCUUCUCAGAGCGAGUAAGAAAUAUGUCUCCAGAUGAGAUCAAAAUCCCUCCAGAACCCCCAGGCAGGUGUUCAAACCACUUACAGGAUAAGAUUCAAAAGUUGUACGAUAGGAAGAUGAAAGAGGGCAUGGACAUGAACUACAUCAUUCAGAGGAAGAAGGAAUUUCGUAAUCCCAGCAUCUAUGAAAAGCUGAUCCAGUUUUGUGCCAUCGACGAACUUGGUACGAAUUAUCCCAAGGACAUGUUUGACCCUCAUGGGUGGGCUGAGGACUCCUACUAUGAGGCACUAGCCAAAGCACAGAAGAUUGAAAUGGACAAAUUGGAAAAGGCCAAGAAGGAGCGCACAAAGAUUGAGUUUGUGACUGGCACUAAGAAGGGCACAACAACAAAUGCUUCAUCCACCACAACCACGACAGUCAGCACUGCCGUUGGAGAUGCUCAAAAGAGAAAGAGUAAGUGGGACUCCGCCAUCCCGGUAACAACAAUAGCUCAGCCCACCAUCCUCACCACCACUGCGACGUUGCCAGCUGUUGUCACAGUAACCACCAGUGCAAGCGGCUCCAAAACCACAGUUAUCUCUGCUGUUGGCACCAUAGUGAAAAAAGCAAAGCAGUGACAAGUGCAUUGAGACUUGACCUGGGCUUCCAGACUGAAUUCUCAUUGAAGGCACCACCCUUUGAAGGGGAGGAGGAGAGGGUCACUCUUAUUUGCUCAGUACAAAAUGGCAAGACUUGAAAACAGAUCAACAUGCGCCGCCUCCUCCCCCCCCCCCAAUUAAGGGAAGUGGGGGAAGCAGGAACAUCAGGUGUGUGCACACAGGACUGACUUUCAUAGAAAGGAGUUUCGCCAUCCCGUGUCACUGCUGAAAUGACCAGUCGCUCUGUAGUGCGGACAAUGGUGUGCAAUGUGUCAGCUUGUAAACAUUAGCUCAUUUAAGUGCUGUAUUGUUAUUACUUUUAUGGCUUGGAGAGUCUUAUCCCUACUGGAAAUCUGAAUUUUAAAAAUAAAUGGGAAAAUGUCAGUCA
Malaclemys terrapin pileata is the source of this 1374-nucleotide messenger RNA. It is a transcript of the gene SAP30BP, whose product is annotated as SAP30 binding protein. The transcript has 11 exons. The record is from RefSeq and is a predicted model, not a curated record. NCBI's taxonomy places the organism in Eukaryota, Metazoa, Chordata, Testudines, Emydidae. Gene Ontology annotation, biological process: regulation of DNA-templated transcription. Bases 30 to 965 code for a protein of 311 amino acids. Gene Ontology annotation, cellular component: nucleus.